AUGGUCAGAUUGAGCGGACUAGUUAUUAUGCAACUCCUUGGCACCAUUACAACUGCAUCCAAUUUGAUCGAUAAUAUCGAUGAGGAUUAUCACAAAGAAUGGGUUGUCAUGAUAUAUGGUGGACCGCAAGUGGCGUCGCUAUUGGCAGCUCAGUCUGGUUACAGAUAUCAUAGCCCGGUUCUCGGAUUCAAUGAUACAUAUAUAUGGCUUAUGGAUGAUAACCCGAGCCAGAAGAAAAGAGGAAAUCUUCGCUUAACGAAGGAUCUUAAUGCAAAUUCCAAGAUCAUUUGGGCGGAUCAACAAAAAACUGUAAAACGAUUUAAACGCGAUUACAUCUCGUUAGUCGAUCCGGAGUCUGAAAAACCUUUAACGAGAGAAAAGCGUCUGCAAUUAAACACAUACGAAGCUGCAUCAAAAGCCGUUAACAGGCAGGAGGAAAAUUACAAUGCUGCCCAUAGAAUAUUUAAUGACGAGCUUUGGGAUCAAGAAUGGUACCUGCAAGGUACGAAGACCGAAAAGGCUUUGCCGAAGCUCGACUUAAACGUCCUGCCUCUCUAUCGACUAGGGAUAACUGGUCGCGGAGUGAGAAUUGCUAUUCUCGACGAUGGUUUGGAAUACAAUCAUGAUGAUCUGCGGAGCAACUACGAUGCAGCUAUUAGUUACGAUGUAAAUGAACACGACAAUGAUCCUCUGCCAAGAUAUAAUGGGAAAAACGCUCACGGCACCAAGUGUGCUGGCGAGAUAGCGAUGGAAGCCAAUAACCGAAAAUGUGGUGUCGGUAUUGCCUUCGAGGCAUCCAUCGGCGGCAUCAAGCUCCUCGACGGCCUAAUGAACGAUCGUGUAGAAGGCGAAGCUCUAAGUUAUAAACAAGAACUCAUCGAUAUCUAUUCAGCUUCCUGGGGACCGUCUGACGAUGGAGAAACAUUGGACGGACCCCGCAGACUCGCCGUCGAGGCACUCAAACGCGGUGUAACAAAAGGUCGUAACGGCAAAGGUAACAUUUACGUAUGGGCCUCUGGGAAUGGUGGAAAUUCGGACGAUUGCGGAUACGACGGAUAUGUUGGAAGUAUAUACACCGUGGCCGUAGGAUCAGUUAGCCAAACUGGAAAACUUCCUUGGUACGGAGAGAGAUGUCCUGCUCUACUCGCUACGACAUAUAGCAGCGGCGCGUAUUACGAUCAAAAGAUAGUAACAACAGAUCUGAAAAAUACAUGUACGACCAACCAUACGGGUACUUCAGCUUCAGCCCCAUUAGCCGCCGGAAUACUAGCUCUCGCGCUACAAGUAAACAAUAAUUUAACGUGGAGGGAUGUUCAACAUUUGAUGGCUUGGUCGUCAGAGUAUAGUCCUCUCAGUCAAAAUCCAGGAUGGUUUAAGAAUGCGGCUGGAUUCUUGUUUAACCCGGCUUUUGGAUUUGGCCUUAUGAAUGGGGAAGCACUGGUAAUGGCAAGCUACAAUUGGGAGACAGUACCGGAGAAGACUAUUUGCGUAGUUAAUAUGUACAACACCGAUGACUUUAAAAUAGCUUAUGGAAAUACGAAGCAUCUGCUAUUCGAUGCCAGUAACGUUUGUCGGACAUCGGAGAGUGAGAUUAUUUUUUUGGAACACGUGGAGAUUGAGGUGAAUCUCGAAUACUCUCGUCGCGGCGCACUAGAAAUGUAUCUACGUUCACCGUCUGGUACUUUAGUCCAGAUUUUAAGUUCAAGGAAGUGGGAUAAAUCUAAGGAUGGUUUUAGAAAGUGGAAGUUCAUGUCCGUCGCAACGUGGGGCGAAGACCCUCGAGGAAUAUGGAUCUUGUACAUAUUUGACAAAAUAGGCCCGAUGCAAAAUUAUGGUACAAUUGGAGAAUUUACACUGAUUCUGCAUGGCUCCGAGCAAAUUCCUGCCUACCGUAAAAACGGACCGAGAAUUUACAACAAGGAUUACAAUCAUAUGCAUAAAACUUAUAAUGCGGUAAAAUCGAUUGCAAAAAAUUCCCUACAAUCUAAAUCAAGAGAUCGCAAUCAAGAGAUAGAAUCGUCAGAAAUUAAUGACAUUUUGAUUGGACAGUGAUUGAAUUAUUAAGUUUAUGAUAGCCA
This is a messenger RNA of Camponotus floridanus (Florida carpenter ant), 2078 nucleotides long. RefSeq names its product neuroendocrine convertase 1. Gene Ontology annotation, biological process: protein processing. Lineage: Eukaryota; Metazoa; Arthropoda; Insecta; Hymenoptera; Formicidae. Gene Ontology annotation, molecular function: serine-type endopeptidase activity. The coding region runs from base 1 to 2052 and encodes 683 amino acids. The transcript is spliced from 15 exons. The record is from RefSeq and is a predicted model, not a curated record. Gene Ontology annotation, cellular component: Golgi membrane; trans-Golgi network.